GCUGAUUACGUGUAGCUCAGCAGCAGCAACAGCAGCUAGCAGCUUGUCACAGCGAUCACUUCACUUUAAUAAUACAACGAUCAGGUGGAUUGUUAUAACCUGAAAACAGAACGGACGAAUCUUUAUCUGCGGGUAAAAUGUUUUAACAAGAUGGGUGCUUCACGACUGUUUGAAGAUAGCACGAUUGAAGAUACAUUUUAGAAAUCCUCACUUCUGCCUUGGUUCUUGGAUGGAGGAGCAGUGAAUGUCCAUGAAUCCUGAGGAGAAACGAACUCGGCAAAAAGUGCACACAGCAUUUACAUUACAGACACUAAAACAGCGCGGAGAUGUUUGCUAAACUAAAGAAGAAGAUUGCAGAAGAGGCGGCCACAGCCCCUCGGACUGGAGUUCGAAUCCCACGCACCAUCAGCAAGGAGUCCAUUACUUCUGUCGGUGCUGACUCUGGAGAUGACUUUGCAUCUGACAGCAGCAGCUCCAGGGACGAUCUUCCUGCUCAGCUCCUUCGAAGAAACAACCAAAUCCGGAGACUAGAGGCCAAGCUCUCAGACUACGCUGAGCAGCUGAGACUUUUGCAGAAGACCAAGGACAAGCUUGAAAUUGCAUUAGAAAAACACCAGGAUUCUUCCAUCAAAAAAAUGCAGGACCAGAAUGAGUCCCAUGUCGCCAGCAGAGCCAAAAUGGCCGAAGGCAUGGCUCUGGCCCUGGAGAAAAAGGAUCAGGAGUGGAUGGAGAAACUGGAGGCGGUAGAAAAGGAGAAGGCGGCUCUCUCUGCUCGGCUGAAUGAAAUGACAGAGCAAAGUCUGACUCUGUUUCAGAAAAGAGACGAUCGUGAUGAAUUGGAAGGAUUCCAGCAGCAGGAGCUCGCCAAAGUCAAACAUAUGCUGUUGAAGAGGGAGGAGCAGUUGGGUCAGCGUGAGUCUGAGGUCCAGUCCAUGAAACGAGGUCUGAGCGAGGCCCGGAGCAAACUGCAGAGACUGGAGGAGGAGCACAACCAGAGCUGCCAACUCAACGCUGAGCUGGAGAUAGAGAGAGAAGAAAUGCUGUUGUUUAGAGAAGAGUCUGACAAAAAGAUCCUGGACUUAGAGACUCGAUGUGGAGAGUUACAGGCAGUAAUCAAGCAGGUGUCAGAGGAUUUUCAACAGUCCCAGAAUAUGGUGACGUCGUUGGAAAAGUCUUUACAAGAACUCCAGGCUGAACAUGACGCUGUGAGGCUGCAACAACAAAAGGCAGCUGUAACAGAGGAGGAGAAGGAGCGCACGUUGUCAGAGCUACAAAAGAAAGUGACGUCUUUAGAAAGAAGACUUCAAGGAAACCUGAGCCAGGAUGAGCACUUGCAAGAACUGUUACAGGAGAAAUCAAGUUUAGAGCAAACUCUGGAGGAGACGAGAGCGGAGUUACUAACUGCUCGAACCAACCAUGCUGACACAGUGAGCUCUCUGGAGGCCCAGGUCUCGAGAAUGAGCGGCACCAUCAGUGAAUUGCAGACUCUGCUCAGACACAAAGAAGACUCCUCCAGGGCGUACAGAGAGAGGACAGAUGCACAGAUUUCAAGUCUUGAGCACCAGUUGUCAGAAAGUAAUGAGAGGUUGAAGAGCACACAACAACAAAUCAAUGAAAAGGAACAGUGCACAGAGAAACUGAGAGGAGAGUGGGGGGCAGAGAGAGCCUUCUUGGAGCAGCAGUUGAGUUUGUUGGAGCAGCAGAGUCAGGACAAAUCCAGACGGCUUGAGGAAAACGUCAGCACUUUACAGACAGACAACCAGAGACUGCAGGACUCACUGGCCGAUCUGGAGAAGAGAAAGCAUGAGACUGAAUGUGCUUUGAGACGAGCAUCAGAGGAGCUUGAAAAGAGCAAGGCUGACUUGAGCAACCAGCAUAAAAUUUGCACAGAAAUCACAAAAGCUCUGGAGGACACAAGACGACAGAAAGAGGAGCUACAGACGCGGGUUGCUGAGUUGACGGCUUCUUUAGUCACGAAUCAGCACGAAGUAACUACUUUGACUGACAAACUACACCAGAAAGAAGAGAAGAUAGAAAAGCUUCAAAAUGAGGUGCAGAGUGGACAAGAGUCUCUACAGCAGCUCAAAGAGGAGAUGGAGAAACAUCGAACACAGUUCAAAAAUCAGGAGGAAAAAGAAAGUGAGCUGAAGAGUGUGAGGGAGGAGCUGCUCAGUCAGACACAGCAGUUAGACAGCUGCCAGGCCCGGAUCUCUUACCUGGAGGUGGAGGUGGAGACUCUGACCGAGCAGCAGCAGCAGCACCUGGAGCUCUGUGAGGAGGAACAGAACGGUUUGGUUACCGUCGACGACCUCGAUCACAUCCAGAAGCUCAACAGAGACCUGGAGCAGCAACUCGGAGAGAAAAACAGGACAAUAAAGCAGCUGCAACAAAGACUGGCAGAACUAAAGAGAACUCUGCAGAAAGAGCUGAAGUUGAAACCUGAAGGAGAGGCUGAAGUGAAGGAGAAGACAGCAGAGACUCGGACAGACAAACCAGAGCGGAUCAGUCCAGACCCCCCUCCCACCUCAAUUCCCAGCCCCCCCACCUCCAACACCACCGUCACCAACACGUCUGACCUCAACGACUCUCGAGAGAUCAACUUUGAAUAUCUCAAACAUGUGGUCCUCAAGUUCAUGUCCUGUAAAGAGGCAGAAGCCUUCCAUUUAAUCCGAGCGGUGUCCGUGCUGCUGAAUUUCACUCGUGAAGAGGAAGAUUUGUUGAAGCAGACUUUAGAAUACAAGAUGUCCUGGUUCGGUUCCAAGCCUUCUCCUAAAGGCAUCAUUCGGCCUUCGAUCUCAGGCAGCUCGGCGCACUGGAGCUGAUGGGGCAGAGACACUGGAGCUGGACAUAGCUUUAUUUAAAGGUCCAUUGUGUAACUUUUCUGGUGGAGGGUCUACCAUCUGCUUGUCUCCAUGGAGAUGUUGUUACUUUGUCUGGAAUAUCCCAGUAUAGCAUUGAACGUAUCCAUCUUGCAUUUACUCAAUGAUACGGGGUUUUAUUGACCUAAAAACUUGAAUUCUCACUGUGAGUGGGCUCGUCUCUCCACAGAUCCGACAUGAAACUUGGCCCUAUGGUGUCAUCUGCUGUCUCUAUAGAAAUAAAUAACUGUAAUGCCAUACUAUAGAAUAUUCCAGGCAACAUGUCCAUGGAGAGACACACCUUACAGACCCUUCAACAAAAGUUACACAGUGCACCUUGAAGCAUUUACUGCCUCCAUCGCCUCUCUGCUCUGCUGCUGCAUCUACUGUGGAGACACAAGGGCUGUAUGGAUUCUGUAGGCUUUUCUUAAUCUAAUUCAGAUAAUGUUUUAAUUAUCUGGUGAGGUUUUUUGGUGAGACCUGCAACUAGGUAUGGUUGACUUCAGCUUAAUUGCCUCGACGUCAUGAGCUUUGUGUUUUAGCGAGUCAUAGUUCUUACAUUUGAACUCUAUCUUGAAAUGACAGUCAGUGACAUGCUGCUCCUAUUAAUUUUAUUUUAAGAAGGAAAUGGCUAUGAUUAGUGAUGGACCUUCUCAGUUGUCAACAAAUUGGACACUAGUAUUAAGGUGAAGGUGAAGGGUCCGUCAAAUGUUUUUCUCCAUGGAGAUGUUACUGCUUUGACUAGAAUGUUUGAGGCAUCUUGAGGCAUUAAACCUUUCUAUCAUCAUGGAGCCCAAACUAGGCCAAUUUACAGGUCAGAGCUGUUGAAAGGCAACCCGCUCACAGUGAGAAUCCCUGUUUUUCUAUGAAUUUUUUGAGUAAUAAAACCAUCUGUAAUUGAAUAAAUGCAAGGUACAUCUGUUUAAUGUCCGAGCAAAGCAAUGACAUAUCCAUAGAAACAAGCAGGUGACAGGACCCCCGACCGAAAAGUGCACCUUUUUAAGAGAGGUUUGAAUCUGCCUUUUUAAAACUAUUAUAGGACAAAAGUGAUCUAAUCAGGGAGUGAGGCACUGAUUAGAGCCACUGCCUCAAAGCAAAAUGGUUGAACUUUUAAUACUCAGGCCAGCAGACUACUGUAUCAGUGAAGUUUGCAUGUCCUCUUUGUGUGGUUAUGGACUAUUUCUGCCAUUGUCCUAAAAACAUGCAUGUUUAAACAAAUUGGUUAAUUGCCCAUAGUGUGAAAGCAUACCUCCCAUCAAGAAUAAGCUGAAGAAAAUAUAGCUGAUUGGUGCAUGUACCAAGAAGCAAAAAAAAGUUGUUGCAAUAUGGAUGUUUUAGCAUUACCCUACAUAUGCACACUGUUCUCAAUGUAGGCCGUUUUAACAAAAAUCUGGAUGAAGGCAACAUUGUGGGUAAAAAAUGAAUGCUUUGUAAAUGACUUAGGAACUACCUUAUUCUGCAAAUGUACAUUCCAUGUGUAUAUUUAAACUGUACAUACUGUAUGCAUUGAGAGCUUUAUAAAUAUGUGGAAGAUGUAACAGAUUUUUGGACAACACAUAAUCAUGAAAACACUUCACUUUUUCAUCUAAUUAAAUUGAAGUGGGUUAUGAAGUCAAUGUUCUUUUUUUUUUUUUUUUUCGUCGUUUUGAUUAUUUUAGAGGUUAAUGUUUGGGUAAGAUUUUUAUUUUUUUCUCACGUUUGGUCAGAAUUUUAGUAUAAUUUCUCAACUUUUUUUCCUCAGACUUUUUUUUUCACUGUGUUUUCCAUACCAUACAUUUUAUUUGGGUUAAUUUUAGAGCUUACCACACUUAAGUUUAAGUCUCUGGUAGGACACAUACUGUUUUUUUUCUCUGUGAAUAUUCUUUGUCAGUUCCCCAUCAUUGCAUUACAUGACGUCGUAAGGAUCUCUGUGACUGUCUCUUUCCAAAAAUCUGCCUUCAAUCAAACAGAAAUCUAUUGGGAAGAUUUUAAAUCACUACUAUUAUAUAAUAUACUAACUUUGUGAUUUAUAACGGCAAUUGUUUUUACUGUCUCUGUGAGAAUUAAGUAAACAAUGCACUUUUUAAACAGAAA
Boleophthalmus pectinirostris (great blue-spotted mudskipper) is the source of this 4931-nucleotide messenger RNA. Its product is annotated as golgin subfamily A member 1. NCBI's taxonomy places the organism in Eukaryota, Metazoa, Chordata, Actinopteri, Gobiiformes, Gobiidae. Gene Ontology annotation, cellular component: Golgi apparatus. The record is from RefSeq and is a predicted model, not a curated record.